UCUCCAUGAAAAAUCAUCACAAGCUGCCCUUCACGAGGGAUCCUCUUUGACACUUGCAUAGUUGCAUUAAUGAUUAAGUCUUGUGAGGCCUAAUUAGACCGAGCUCUAUUAAUUUAUGCCAUCCGUGCUCUUCUCCCUCGGUGUAAGAGUACUAGAGCUAGAUGGGUGUGAAUGCUAGCAAGAGCAAGAUGAUGAACAGGAGGAAUUUGUGUGACGAAAGGGUUGGAGGGGUGAUAGAGAAGGCUGUGUUUCUGCAGAAGGAAGUGAAGGAGAUGGUGUAUGAGAGGGAGAAGGAGAGCAAGGGUAAUUAUCAUGAGCGGGACAUGAUGGUGUUUGCAUUCAAGGAGGCGGAGUGGAAGCAAGAGAGGAAGAGGCUGAAAGAGGAGGUGAAGAGGCUGAGGAAGAUGGUGGAAGAGAAAGAAGAUAAGAUUAGAGGGAUGGGGCAGGCGCAGGUGAGUGAGAAAGGGCAAGAAUUGUUGAGUACUAGCUUCUUGGUGGAACAAAUGAGGCAGGAGAGAGCUCGGCGUGAUGAGGCUGUGGAGAAGUGGAAGCACCUCUAUCUUGCCAUUAAGACUGAGCUUGAUCAUCUCAUUCAAAGGACAGAUCGUGGGGAUGCACAGUAUUGGAGAUCAGAGGAAGAAGACAUGAUAGAGGAGUUACAGAAAGAAGUGGUUGCCAAGGAAGAGACCAUCAAAGCCUUGAAAGCGCAGCUAGCUUCCAUAGAGCAUGAGGAUUACAAGAAGGAAAGGGAGAUUGACAUAUUGAGGCAAAGCUUACGAAUCAUGAGCAGUAAGAAGAUGGCUUCGCGAGCCAUCAAGAAUCUUCCCUGAAGUUUGUACUUUGACUAUAUAAUCAUUACAUUGUCGGUGCAUAGAAAAUCACCUUGGUAAAAUAGAUUAAUGCAUAAUUGGCGUACUUGAAAGUUGAA
This is a messenger RNA of Corylus avellana, 928 nucleotides long. RefSeq lists its product as uncharacterized. The record is from RefSeq and is a predicted model, not a curated record. NCBI's taxonomy places the organism in Eukaryota, Viridiplantae, Streptophyta, Magnoliopsida, Fagales, Betulaceae.